Aspergillus sclerotioniger CBS 115572 is the source of this 1287-nucleotide messenger RNA. Its product is annotated as DUF2841 domain-containing protein. The record is from RefSeq and is a predicted model, not a curated record. The coding region runs from base 1 to 1287 and encodes 428 amino acids. The transcript is spliced from 5 exons. NCBI's taxonomy places the organism in Eukaryota, Fungi, Ascomycota, Eurotiomycetes, Eurotiales, Aspergillaceae.
AUGGAUGCGCCGCUAGACGGGCUGGCCUGUCUUCACUUUGCCCUCAUCUACAUCGAUGACAAUGGGAAAUUGCGCUUCGAAGCCUCACAGUCGAUCGCGAACAAUUGCCAGAGCAUUCUUUCCCCCAAUGUGACGGAGAACUUUCUGCGCGCGGUGGCGUUGUCGGGCAAAGGUGAUCCAUCCAAACUGCUCGAUGAUGUCCGAGGCAGAAGCCCACUCUCGCCAGAAUCCCCCAGCACCAACGAUCUAUCCGCUAAAUCAAUGUUCCACUCCACCCCCGAACCCCCACAAUCCAAGCGGAAGCGCGUGUCCCACGAAUGUCUCGUCCCCAUGAGCAUCACCUGUCAUCAGAAAUCCAUGUUGCCCGUCCGCAACACCGGCCUUCUGCGCAGAUACUACGAGAAAGCCUUCGACAGCCUGCAGCAGAUCAACUGCCGCAUCCUUGCCAAAGCAUACAUCAAGCUCGUGGAGCCCCGGAAACAGGUCAAUUAUCCAUACAAUGGACGCAAGAUCAUCUCCGGCUCAUCGCAGCAAUUUGACCCCGAGCUGACCAAGCCCGCCUGGUGGCCGUCGGGCGUCACUCACCGCGAGCCAGACCAUCUUCUCAAAGCAGAGCGAAUCCGUCUUCUUGUCCACAUUCUCUGCGAGCUGCGUGAAAGCCACUCCAUCUGCGUGGAGAAACUCAAAGAGGCAGACCAAUCAGUUCGCCGACAAAUCGCCCCCGUCGAGCGCAUCCCCGUGCUCGACGAAAUUUACCACGUCCGAGAAGAAGAGGAGCGAUACCUAGACGGCCGAACAGAUGGCUCCACCGUAGUCUGCGUCUCGCGCGUCCACCUUCCUGAAUUGACCGACUCCCAAACAUUGGGCUCGCCCACUCAAGCCCUCAAAGACGGCAACCCCGUCUACAGAAAGGAAAUCCCCGAUCUUGAAUCUCACACAUCCGUCUUCCCCUCCACUUCCACCAGCUCCCCUUUGACCUCAAAGCCACCCACCUCCAAAACCUCAGACCCAUGCAAGCCCCCAAUCCCAACAACAUGGGAUACCAGCGCAUCGGCCUCAUUCGCACCUCUCAAGCGACACCGCGAGGGUGACUACCCACUUGAUCUCUCCGGUGGAUCCAUGUUCCACCAAGAGCAAUCGUCAACAGCAGCAGCAACCACCUUAGACGCAAACCCAUAUUCGAUGAAGUACUACCCGCACAGUCAGGCACAGCAGUCAUUGCCUGUGUUGGGGUUAUCCGGGACAGAACUCGGAGGAUGCGCGCAUCCAUACUAUUUUAAUUAUUAG